This is a messenger RNA of Penicillium taxi, 2685 nucleotides long. RefSeq lists its product as uncharacterized. The record is from RefSeq and is a predicted model, not a curated record. The transcript has a single exon. The coding region runs from base 1 to 2685 and encodes 894 amino acids. NCBI's taxonomy places the organism in Eukaryota, Fungi, Ascomycota, Eurotiomycetes, Eurotiales, Aspergillaceae.
AUGUUCUCGCGUGGCCGCCCGUGUCUAAGAAGCCGUCUGCCUGUCAUCUUGGACACAAUUGCGGCUGGCCCCGAUGAACCUCUCUUAUUCCUCUACCCUCGAUGGGCCGCAUCUGCCCUGCGUCAACGGCAGCCGAUCACAACACUAACGCCAUUUGCACCGGCAAGAGUUCGCCAGGUCCAAAAUCGUUCUUUCCGUACAGCUCGGUCUACUGCUCAAUCUUUGGGUAGACGAUGGGUUUCUUCCGAUGCCGCUAGCCAAUCUCAACGUGGCUCCGAUUCGGACCGGGCUUUGGGCGCGAAGGGCUUGGCUCCUCCCCAUGGGGAUAAGGAACAAAAUGAGACAGUACAUUCAAAAAAUGGCUCUAACAGCGCAUCUACCACGACACCGCCGCAACCGCGAUUGCCUGUUCAUAUCCCCGCCGAUAUGGGACCAACCCGCCAAUUAGACUCCGAAGUAGACAAAUCACCCCGAGUUUUGUUCCCAUCCACACAUACGAAAAAGGACCGGCGAAGAAGAAUGCAAACGUCAAUGGCGACAAAAAUGGAUCGUCUUGACACCGAGGCCCCAGAUUCUCAGAAGACGAAGAAAACCAUGCUUGACGGAAUGUCCGAGCGAGAUAAAAGAAAAGUCCGACAUGCAGUUUACAUUGGCACAAUGGAUGAUGGCAAGCCAACUCAAUGGCAGAGCGGCAAUUGGAAAAAGGCGAAGUACAUGCUGCAGAGGAUGCAUAUUGCUCGCCGCAGAGAUGAGGUCACACAGGUUACCGCCAGAAAGGACGAGUUACGGAUGAAAGAGUUACAGAUUCCCGAAGAAACACUUGCCUGGCUGACUGGCACCACGGAUAAUGGGUCGAAAGAGAAUAUUCUGUUCCUCAAAGUGCAUAAUGGAUGUCGGGUACACGUACUGCCACCUAACGAGGGCGACGGAGUUAACCGAAGAGUCAUUAUUUCAGGAUCAGUGAUUGUCAUGGAUCUUUUUGAAGCACGCAUCAAUAACGCCCGCAAUCUCCAAAAUAAUGGUGACCCCUUUGUCGACAUUCACAAGCCUCCUAUCCCGAUCCUCGCUUCACGUGAGACCAUGAGCCGCAAGAACAUCCCUAUACCCAUGAUUCGGGGUGUCUGGGACUUCUCACAGGUAUACGAAAGGCCAAAAAGCGUCGACGAGGUCUAUGCCACUGGUCCGCCUUUAAAAACUGUGAAAGAUUUCGCCGAGUACAUCGAGGAUUUGACGCACCCCAAGAACAGUACGGGCCGCCGACGGCUUAGACACUUGGACAAUCGGUACAAGAAUCAAGAAAAAAUGCCUUACGCGCAUAAGAUUAUAAGACACAUUUUGUGGCUGUUUAGCCAGGAGUCAAAUUAUCAGCUCCUAUCCACGGCAGCUUUAAAUCACGCUCUGACUUUCAUGUUCAAACAUGAGCAAAUAUCUGCUGCGUGGACUGUUCUUGCAAUAGGCCAUCUCGUCAAAACAGCAGACACUUACAACAUUCUUCUGAAGUAUGCAGCGCUGCACCAGUGGGAUAAGAUGUUUCUGACCGUUUUGGAAUCAAUGCAAAAGGCCGAAAUCCGCCCGAAUCCAUACACGUGGCUUGCAUUGAUGGAGGCCAUGGUCACCCCAGCAUCCAAAAACUCUCUCCUUACGCACAUGGUACAGAAAGGCUACAUAUCGGGGACCACCAUUCUUCGUAGUGCCCUCCAUAUGACAAUCCAAGAUGCGCUUUUUGUGCACUUGGAAAGCGGACAGACAAUUGAAACCUUCUUCAGACAUAUGGUCAAAACAACGGGGACUGGUUGGUUUAGCUCAGCUAUACUUGGUCAAAUGUUUACUGUUUGUACUCGCAUGCGUGACUUUACCGCUACGCGCAGUCUGCUCAACAUCUGCCAAAAAUUCCAUCUUCCCAUCGACUCCAACUGUCUCUUUCAGAUCCUGCGAAUGUGUCGUGGGGACACUUUCAAAGCCCUCGACUUCACGUACGAUUUCUUGAAUCGUCCCUUUAAACCCCGCUUCCAGCUGUCUGAUUGGAAUUUUGAGCGCCUGUUUCUCAUAGCCUUCAAAAAUCACCAUUACAACAUCGCCCGAGUGCUGUGGCGAUACGCCUGCCUUCAAAAGUCAGUGACCUACGAUAUGAAGCAAGCAGUCUUGACCAGUCUCUCCCGCAAUGUAUCAUUCAAGAAAUCCAACAAUAUCAUGCACGAUAUUUGGGCACUCUCUGCUGGCAAAGUGAUUGUUGGAAUCGAUCUUGAUCGCGAACAAUACGAUAUCUCCCAAUCAAUGGUGCAGAAGCUGCCAUCCGAAUUCCACAACAACCCGCUUCUAUACUUGACAUCGGGGUUCAAAGACAUGAAGGAAGACCGAGAUCUUCAGUUGGAACUCGCUUCUUACCUUGUCGAUCGUGAUAUUAAAAGCGCCUCAAAAUACAGGCCUGCAAAUAACCUGGCUAUUAUGCUUGAGUCGGCAGCUAUCAUCGACCGCCAAUGGAAAGGAACACCAAGACCCUUGACUUGGAUGAUGCAGAACGCGAUCCAAGUGCCUCUAAAACUCAAGCCGCAAUUCGAAACGAGCCCCUCCUCACUCGACUCUUCAUCAAUUGAUGAUUCUGAUUCUUCUCUUGAUUCUCUACUUGAUUCCUUACAAGAUUCCUCAUCACUCGAGUCUUCGUUGCCCGAUUCCCCAUCCCGUUGA